Messenger RNA from Marchantia polymorpha subsp. ruderalis, 3302 nucleotides. Lineage: Eukaryota; Viridiplantae; Streptophyta; Marchantiopsida; Marchantiales; Marchantiaceae. The record is from the annotation of a GenBank genome assembly.
UGCGCACGUGUCGACCUGGUGUCGUCUCCUGUCCCUCUCCCCAUAAACUCGUACAGAAGAAGACGUUGCGAGGCGGUGACGGGCAGCGCGCCAAGAUGAGUUUGAAUUCUCCCGUCGAUCCGCGCUUCCCGUCCCGUCGGAGACCCGGAGCGAGCCCCUUGUGCCGUGCGCUCGUCCGCGUUGCGAGAGAAGCGUGCGCCUGUUUGAGAAUGUCGGCCAGCGAUUUCUGACUCCAUCGGGCGACGGUCCCGUGUGCGUCAUUAUCACUUUUCUCCGCCGGGAGCCCGAAGAAGGACGGAGCGAAAUCAUCGUUUUUCUUCGAGAAAGUUGUGGUUUCAGGAGCGGAGGGUUUUACAGAUGCAGGGAAUGAUGCGAUCGAGUAGUAGCUCGUCGAACGCAGGUCUUUCGAGGUCUUGCUGCUGUCGGGACGGCUGGCGUCUUUCUGAGAGCGUCGGUGUCCGUUUUUCGCAGAGGAGUGAGCAGUUCUGUGACAGGGAAGCUACAUGUUGAUUAUGCGAGAAACGGGUGGUUCUGGAGGUUCGUGUGGAUUGGAGUGUUUGACAUUGGAGCCCACGGAAGGCGUAGGAUGCGGAGUAUGAGGGCUGGGAGGACACAAGAGCGGAAAAUUCUGGACACUAGGUGUAUGUCGGUGUACGCUUAGUUUCGUGACCUUCUCGUACCUUUUUAGGAGAUGGGUAACUUCACUAAAGCUCGAGUGGAGUGUCGAAGAAAGAAAGGAUGAGAAGCAAGAUGGAGUCGAUUUGUCCGAGGUUUUGUAGGGUUUCGCGUACGUAAUUACUUCAAGCAGGUGGGUUUUGGUGUAGGUACCAAGGAUGGCCGGGGACGGCAAUGAAGAAGGUCAGGGGGGAGAACCGCGGUUCACAACUUUGUUGCAUCCGAACAGAGAUUUGGCUACCAACUGGACGGUAGAUGUAGGGAAGCAGCUUGAGACUUACUUGGCUGAGCUGGCCUCAAUAGGCAUUUUUGACGAUGGUCAAUGUCCGCUCAACUUUGCCGAAGCGGCAUUGCUAAUCCAAGGCUCGAUUCAAGUCUACAGCAGAAAGGUCGAGUACCUUCAUGCACUGGUGUUACAAGCCCUUAACUUCCUCGGGCAAAAGAAGCAAGGAGAGGAUGGCAGCUCAUCUUCGCAAAAUGGCGACACUAAUGAGGACCUUGGGGAGGAGAAUGAAGAAGAAUUUCUAAAUUUGGACGACAUUCAUGAAGAAACAAAUAUAGACAUUUUGGAUGAAGGAGUUAGUUCAGUUCAUUCUGCUGUCAAAAUACCGGCAAGUCUACUCACCGUUGAAGCUGACCCUGUCGAUAUGUCUGGAGAAGCAGGAGAACUAGCUACCUAUGAGAUUGCUACCAGUACAAUGCACAGGAUGUUCCUGCUUCUGGACCCCUGUGAUUUGGAGACGGUCGACAGAUUUCUGGAUUAUCCUAAUGAAAGAGGUGAAAAGGGAGGAGUUCCUCCAACUCCUGGGAGUGCAAUUCCCCAAAAAACUCCAAGGACGCAGGUUCUAACUCCUUGUGGACGAACUGGAUCCGCCUUGAAGAGGGCAAAUCCUGGUACUCCAUAUGCCAGUGAGGGUGGAUGUGGUAUUAAUACUGAGAAUGAGUGGCAAGGAGAUGGUGGCUAUGGAGAUAUGAAUUGGGAUGAUCCCAACAAGGACCGACAAGAUGAGGUUUGCAGUGCUGCAGGUGAAGUAGCCAAGGGUGCACAAAGCGAUGAUUACGUUGACCCUUGGGCUCCUCUGAACCCUCACGAACCUGGCACGCUUCCCAUACAGCCUUUCAAAAAAGGGGUAACUCAAAGGAAGAAACCAAGAUUGAAAAAGGGACGGAACAUCCCUCCUGUGGCUAGUCGGACUGGCGUGUGUUUUCCUGAAUUUCUCAAGGCCUUGCAAGCCCGAGAGCGGGUGGAGAGGGCGGAUAGACGUCACUAUGGACUUGACGAGAUGCCCUCUUUCGAGAAUCUGCGAAGUUCCUUUCUAAAUUCGGACGCAGGACUGCCGGCUGAUGUGGCCAAUGAGCAAUUUGAUGUCUUUGGAGAUGAACCAGGAGAAUCUGAACUUGAACAUGAUAACAUAGCUGCCCCCGUAUUUGAAGAUCCAGAUAACAUUGAGAGUGUUACUUUGAAUACCUCCCACAUAUUUGAUCGUCCUGAUUCACCGCAGCAUGUUUCCAGGGCCACAGAUAACUCAAAUCCUGACUUGAACGUUCCAUGUUUUGAGGAUGGGAGAGGAGAAGAAGAACUUAGUUUUGAGGAACUAUGCCGAACACAUCUGGACUCAAUGCUUCGGAAGCUUUCUGAGGCACAUGUGAGGACAGGGUUGGCAAGCCGUGUGACCAAGUGGAAGAACAAAAUUGAAGCUACCCUUGUUGAACAGGAUUCUCGCCCUCCCUUUGAUAUCCAUGAGUAUGGUGACCGUUUGCUCGAAGAGCUUGCCACAAUAGCUGCGAGGAAAGAAGAGGAAGAAGAAAUUCAAGAGUCUUUCACCUACCUUGUUCGUGGACAAGAACGGGAUCAAGUGGCUAGAUCAUUUUCCGCUCUUUUGCAACUGGUCAACAACGGGAAUGUCACUAUUGACAAAGGUGAAUUUGGCAGUGAGAGCUACUGCUUUACAGGAGACAAGCCAUUUACGGUCAAACUCCUCACUUCACAAAAUCAACAUGAGGGAAUGUUCAAAAACAUGAUACCUGCCAAAAGUAAAAGUAAGGCGCCUCGACCUCACCAGUCGACCGACCGUUCUCGUGGUAAACAGCAGACGUUCCGUGUAGUGCAUGAGAAGUCCUCCUUAGUUUCUAAUCUUGGAAGCCCUGGGUGUCCCAGCGGUUCUCGGUCUUCAUUAGCGAUAUCUGUAUCCCCAGGUUCCGUGAGGAGUGGUCGAAAAAGAAGGCAAACGGUAAGUUCCAAACGCGGAAAUCCCGAGAAAGAAAAUAGAAUCUCAUCCACACCUCUCCAUACAACUCCUUCGAAACUGACACCCGACGGUAGACAUCGGAGUAGGAGAAAACCUCUGGUGAAACUUGUGCAGUAAUGUUGUAGAGUCAGCCCAUGUAUUAUUCGUAGAUAUGAAAAUGUAUACUACUCUCACUAGUCAAGCACAGAUACCGGGUAAGAAAGCCCUUUAUGUAGGCGAAUACCCCCAUUCACCGGGUUUCUUCUGUAUAUUAAACAAUUUAUCUAGGACAAAUUGGCAUUUGCCAGUCACUGCCAGAGCUCCUCAGGGCCAAGAAUAUUCAAUGUAGGCAGGAAGUGCAUUUAUUGAAUAAGUUUUGCCGAAGUUGAUGGGUUCAAU